Molecule: messenger RNA, 498 nt
Organism: Clonostachys byssicola
Lineage: Eukaryota; Fungi; Ascomycota; Sordariomycetes; Hypocreales; Bionectriaceae
Source: the annotation of a GenBank genome assembly
AUGCUUAUUCCCAAGGCCGACCGCAAGAAGAUCCACGAGUACCUCUUCCGUGAGGGUGUUCUCGUGGCCCCCAAGGACUUCAACCUGCCCAAGCACCCAGACCUCGACACGAAGAACCUCUACGUUAUCAAGGCUCUCCAGUCCCUCAACUCCCGCGGCUAUGUCAAGACUCAGUUCUCUUGGCAGUGGUACUACUACACCCUGACCCCCGAGGGUCUGGACUACCUCCGCGAAUGGCUUCACCUCCCUGCCGAGAUCGUUCCUGCCACCCACAUCAAGCAGCAGCGAUCGCAUGCUCCUCCCCGUGGCAUGCUCGGCGAGGGUGAGCGCGAGAGACGGCCAUUCGGCCGUGGACGUGGCGGUGACCGUGGUGACCGUGAGGGCGGAUACCGAAGACGCGAUGCUGGCGAGGGCAAGGAGGGUGGUGCUCCCGGAGAGUACGCUCCUCAAUUCCGUGGUGGUUUCGGCCGUGGCCGUGGCGCUGCCCCCCCUUCCUAA